GCCGGGGGAGGGGUACGGGAGGGCGGGGAGAAGAGGGCGAGGACGACGAGGAAGAAAAUGGAAAUGGCCGCGACUGAGGUUAGGGACUCCGGGGAGAGAGCGAGCUGGAGAGGCGUCGCUUUGGCACCCUGACAAGAACCGGGAUCAGGGAGAGACUUAAACGGACGGAUGGAGUCGUGGGGCACAGGCGCCGGAGGAAGAAUCGGGGAAGGGGAUACUUCGGGUCUCUCAGGUUUAUUAUUUCCGGUGGAACCGGAAUCCAGUGUUUGUAAUAUGAUGAAAGAAGAUGGAAAACAAUAUUGUCAAUCCCUAAAAAAACAUUUCUAACCUGGCACCAUAUUUUAAAUAGUCCCUUGACAUCAUAAAUGGUGUAUAUUAAAACAGAGAAAAUGGAACAUUGCCUCUUCUACAAAUACUUAAUGGAAAGACCUGCAAAAGAUUAUUGCAUCUGUCUUGCAUCAGAUUUGGAAAAAAUGUAUACAUUUAUUUGUUGAGCUAAAUUUCAGUUCACAUAUAAUACACUAGAUCCUAAGUAGAAUAAAAAGAGAGCUUUUGUGGAUACUUGUAUUGAACAUGACUCAUGGAGAAGAUCUUGUCUCUGAGAUGCACCAGGAUUCCAUUGUUCUAACUUACUUAGAGGGAUUACUAAUGCAUCAGACAGCCGGAGGUUCGGGUUCUGUGGAUGACAAAAAGCCUACUGGUAAUGCUGAAGAUCAAAAUUUCAGUGUUUCUGGAAAUGCAUCUCCCAGCUGUCAGAGAGAUGGUGUACCUAACACGCAUACAUAUAGAAAUUCUGGCAUGUUGCAUCAUAAAAAGGCAAGAUUGCUACAGUCUUCUGAAGACUGGAAUGCUGAAAACAAAGGGCGAUUGUCUGAUUCUCUUGUGGAUAUAAAUGAGAAAAAAGAAGUGGUGUUGGCUGGCAUGGUUGAAAAUGUGCCUAAAAGCAAGCAAGAUAGCACAUUGCUGGCUUCCUUACUACAGUCAUUUAGCUCUAGGUUGCAGAGUGUUGCUUUGUCACAACAAAUUAGGCAGAGCCUUAAAGAGCAAGGAUAUUCGCUCAGCAAUGAUUCCUCGCAGGUAGAGAAAGACUUGAGGUGCUAUGGUGUUGCAUCCAGUCACUUGAAGACUUUGCUAAAGAAAAACAAAUUGAAAGAUGAAAAACUGGAGCCUGGUCUGCCAGAGCUAACAACAAACCUAGUUCAAGAUCGGUUUAAAGAAUCUACACAUUCAGGACAGAGUGGUUCAAAAGCAAUGAAUGAAUCACUUUCUUGUGCUGCAAGAUUACAAGCUGUUGCAAGCAUGGUAGAAAAAAGAUCUAGUCCUGCUGCAUCCCCUAAGCCAAGUGUUGCCUGCAGCCAACUUGCUUUGCUUCUUUCAAGUGAAGCACACUUGCAGCAGUAUUCCAGGGAACAUGCUCUAAAAGCACAAAAUGCCAAUCAAAUCGCAAGUGAGAGACUUUCUGCUAUGGCAAGAUUAAAAGAAACUGUUCCUCCAAAAGAUGUUGGUCAUUUUAAACUAUCAAAAGGAAUGGAAAGCCAUUUGAAUGGUCAGGCAAGAUGUUCAAACAAAACAAUAACCAAUAAAAGCAAUAUCACAAAUUUUCAAAGUCAUAUGGGCAUAAUUCAUUCAUCUCCAAAAAUUAUAAACUACAAAACAGAAAAAAGUCAUAUGAAACCACCUACUAACAGUAGUUUACUUUUGCACCUCUUGAAAAAUCAUAGUACUACUAAGCAGACCAAACGAUAUGAACAAAAUGACAGGUCCAGUGUUUUUGAGGAAAGCAGUACACCAACUACUGUUGAUGAAUACUCUGACAACAACCCAAGUUUUACAGAAGAUGAUAGUAGUGAUGAUGAGAGUUCCCAUUCAAAUUGUCUUCCUAUAGAUUUGUCUUUCAAACAAAAAACAAAUACUCAAGAUUCAGGGCAGACAGCUUCUCUAGACAAUUUAACUCAAUCCUUGUUUCAUGGUUGGGAAUCAAAAGUCCCAUGUCUGGAAACCAUAGAAGAAAAGGAUCCUUCUAAAAAUACAAAAUUGAAUCCACAUCAAAAAGUAACUUUACUGCAAUUGCUACUUGGUCAUAAGGAAGAAGAAAACUCACCUAAAGUUAAAGAAACCGAAGGAACAUUAGGUCCAACUGAUGUGGCGAAAUUUAAUUUUUCAAUGAGUAACAGAAGUCCUAUUACUGAAUCCUCUAAUACUAAUCGAAUAAUUCCAAUACAUACUCCUCCUUUGCAAACUUCUACAAAAGCAGAUUCACCUAUCAACCUUUCACACAAUUCUCCUUUAAUGAUAAAAUGUAAUUCUCCGCCAUAUACUUGCAUCAUACAGCCUGAGAGACUAACUAAUCCAGCUUCUAAGCACUUGAUAGAUCUUACUAUUCACAAAGAACUUCAUGGAAGUAAACAGAAUAAAAAAGAAACUUUACAAACACCUUCAUCUUUCAGUGCAAGUAAACUAUUGCAAAACUUAGCUCAAUGUGGGAUGCAGUCUUCCAUGUCAGUGGAUAACCAAAGACAAGCAAGCAAACAAGUGAUGACUCUUAACACUGAGAAACCAGUAGGAUUGAUAGAUGGACUAAAUACUUCCCUGCUUCAUAACACAUCAUGUACACUUGAAAAAAACAGAAUGCUCACUAAUCAGUUUCUCCCAGGAGAACAAAAACUGCCCAGUUCAGAAAUCCAAAAUCUGCUAGAACGACGCACCGUGCUCCAGUUACUUCUGGGAACCGCCAACAAAAAUAUGAAUGAAACAAAGGAAAAAAUAUUUUUAAAAGAAGAGAGUUUACAAGAUCCAACAGAAAAAGUUUUGAAUGAACAAAUACUAACUGUAAAAAUAAAAGCUGAGCCUUCUGAGGAAGAAUCCAGUGCCCUUCAGAAUUCAAAUGCUCAACAAAUAACUGAAAAUGUUAAUAAGAAAUUUCCGGAAAUGGCUCAUUCUUUAGAGAGAAAUAUAGCUAUUUCUCCAGCAUCAGAAGAAUUUCAGUCCCAGUCUCUUACAUCUCAAGACUUUUCCUUUUCGAAGAAUGGACUUCUAAGUCGAUUGCUGAGACAGAGUCAAGAUGGCUGCUCUGCAGAUAUCCUGGACAGGACAAACCAUGAACAGAGUUUUGUGGAAUCAAAAAAUCACAGUAUGCUCCCCAAAAAGAGAAAAUUGCAUUCUGAUUCUUUAGAAGGUCCUUUAAAAAUACUAAAAAGUAAUAAAUGUAGAAUAUCUGAUGUCACAAACAAUCACAAGUCUACUACAGAUUCUUUGUAUGGCAGCUGUCUUAACCAAAAAGAAUCUAAAUUCAUCAAAACUGAUUUUGAAAUAAAAUAUUCUUCAGGUUAUGGGUCAAAUAAUGAAAGUGAAAACAGAAGUUGGUCUAGAGAAAGUAAAGGAUUUAAUGUGCUAAAACAACUGCUUCUAUCAGAAAAUUGUGAAAAAGAUAUGUCUCAGCAUAGAAAUAAUUUAUUAGUAACAGAUGGCAAAAAGAAAGGAAGCAAACAUAACCUAACAAAUAAUGACAAGGCUGAAUUCAAUGUUUCUCCUGUGCAUACUCUCAUAGGGAACCCCGGACAACCAAGCAAUUGCUUGGACUACCAGACAUUUCAAUAUUCAGUUGCUAUGAAGAGUCCUGCCAGCUCUCCCUUCACUGAACAUUUGGGAGGCACAGUAUCAUCAAAGCCAGAAUGUGACCAGUUUAGCAUUUGUCAUAUACCUAAUGAAAGGGGACCUCUAAAAUGGGUCAUCACUGAUUCUGACAAAAAUGACCUUGAGAGAGACUCCCCAAGACUGACCCAAACUAAUCCAAUAUUAUAUUACAUGUUACAAAAGGGGGGAAACCCUAUUAAUAUUCAGGAAACCCAUAGCAAAGAUGCUUGGAGAGAUAAAUCAUUUAUAGAAAAUUCAUCUGUCACAAUGAAGAAAGAGUUGUCUCCUGUCAGAGAAUGUAAAACAUUUCCUAAUAGAAGAAAUGCAUACAGCAGCCAUUCAAAUAAUAGGGUGUCCAUUCAACACAACAGAGAAGUAUAUGGACUCUUAGAAAAGGUAUUAACAAUAAAAAAAGAACCUGAAUAGGUUAAAAUCUUACAAAGAGUUUACAAUCAAGUUUGAAUAUUUUAUUUGAAUAAAAUAAUGUAAAUCUAGCAUGAUUUGAGAAGAGCAUGGUAUAGCUAUGGUUUUAUUUGAUGAGGUUUUUUUGCUGAUAUUUAAGAUGCAUACAGCUUUUGUUCUUUAUUUUUGCUUUACUGGAAAUUUAUCACAAUACAUGUCAUCACGACUUGUUAAUUAUAUAAAUGUCCAUGAGUAAUUUGCAGCUGGAUUGUACUCAGUGAGUAACUGCUAUUACUGUCCUUGCACAUAACUAUGUGCUUAUGUAAACCCAUAAUAUUUUCCUUACAUGUUUCAAAACCAUGAAAGUGAUAAAUCACAGACACUUCAAAAAGCUGUAUGUGAUUUGGAGGAUCACAUGUACCUGGAGGAGUGUAGGAAAACUAUAGAGACAAAAGCAACUGUAGUAAGAUAUGUAAAACAGGAACAUUUGGAGAUACUGUUGUUACGCAUGUAAUGCAGUAUUAUUUAAAUAUAAGGUAGAAGGGCAUCUUCAACAUAUAUUUUCUCUUCUCUCACAACUGGGCUACUACCAUCUUGUAUUGUCUGCUCAUUUAUAAAAUGUGAAGAAUAUUUUUAUAUAUAUAAAUGGAUCAUCAUCCAGGCCAAGUCAUUUAUUUCUUGUUUUUGUAAUACUUAUCAGUGUUAACUAGAGAAUUGUACACAAUGAAAUUUCUAGUGCUUCCAAAUGGCUUGUAAUUUGUGUUUGCAUAAUUGGACAGAACCACAAGAAAUACUGUCUUUUCUUUAGUUACCUUUUCUAGAUACUCAGCUGAAAUAAAUUAAAAUCUAGGUUGUGACUUUAAAAAAAUAAUGAAGCUGAAUCAUAAAUUACUGGCAGUAAAAUAUAAAUCUUUCACUACUUUUAAUUGUUUAUUUAUUUACAUUUAUUCAAAUUUUCCAGGGAAAUUAACAUAUUAAUAAAGCUGAAAGAUUCCAGACUCAUGCUUAAAAAAAGAAAAAAAAUUGUGAUAGUCAAUCUAUCAUUGUGGUCUUUUUUUCAUGAAUUCUAUAAAAGAUUUAUAUAGCUAAGAUGAAAGAUGUAUAAAUUACCAAAUGAUCUAAACCAGUUCAUGAUCAUUUCUAAACUUUUUCUAUCCUAGCAGUAAGAAAGGAAUUGUAAAUUGGAAGAACUUAAUGAUCUAAAUAUUUAAAUGCCUUAAAAUAAAUAAACUCUAAAUUUGAAUGUAGAAUUGGAAGAUAUUGUAAAGUAAAUAAACUAAGCAUCUACUAGUGUGAAAGAUGUUAUUUUAUUGAUUCAUGAAAUUCCAGAUACCUAGAGGGGAAAGUGGCAAGAAACAUCAUUAAUAAAUGUAUUAUCCUCAAAAUUGCUGGUUUAAUUUAUUCCUCUAGGCAUGAAAUACAUGUUAAACAUAUUACAAUGCUAAAUAAAAAUAACUUUUAAAUUUAGAUUAGUUCCAAUAAAAUGGUGGAUUGUUUAAAAUUCUAUAUGAUUUUGAAAUAUCAAGACUGGUACUUUUAUAUAUAAUUUUUGCAUAUAAAUUUUAUUAUGAUUAAAUCCAGAUCAAUUCAAGUCUUCCACAGGUUUGGGUAUAAUUGCAUUUGACAAAAAGCCAAGUCUAGUGCAGGUCAGCUCAGCAAGUUCAGCUAUGUUGAAAAUAUGUGUGUAAUAAUUAUUAUUGGCAGACUAAACUUUUAUAUAAAAAGGUACGUAUCAUUGGAUAUAUAACAUUUUAACUGGAAAAAAAACAACCCUGAAAGGUUAUGCUGAGAGUAAAUGAGAAGGCUACUCUAAUUGAAAAUCCAGAAAUUUAUUUCCACAAUAAUCAGAAUACCAUCAAAUAAUUACGAAUAAAAUGUAAAUAGCAUAACAUCAUUCAAUUGUUUCCCAGAAACUGCCAUUAUUCCUUGAGAAGUUAGCAUAAUAUCCAGGUGCUAUCAGUAACUUUAUUUUCAUAAUUUCACCUAACCCUCAUUACAGCUAUUACAUGACCCAUAGCAGUAGCAGCAAAUUAUAAGUCUUGCUUCAAUUCCUAAGUGUAAUAUUGAAGUUCAAGUCCUAUGCUCAUUAUAGGUGGGGGAAAAACCCCAAUCAAAUUAAAUUGUUUAUUGUGUGUGUAAAACAUGGACAAUGUGUUUUGUUAUUAAAUGGAACAAAUACAUUGUGCCUUGGAAGUUCUGCUGAAUUAUUACAGGUGGUUGUGAUUCAGCAGAACUGAAACCCAGGAUAUUUUGGUUGUUGUAGAUUUCAUCAAAACUGAAGACUGGAAGUCUCUUACAAGAGGAAUAAUACAUUUCUCCUUUAUCUUCUACAUGCCCUGUACAGCAGGUCAUUUACCAAUCUUCCCUAUAGCAUCUUUUCUCUAGUUCUCAUUAUGCUAUGCUUGAAGGCAAGUACAUCAGUAGCAGUUAAAGAGAGCUAGUGAAAGGAUGAUCUGGGAAGAUUCAGAGGGUGGGCAUACUAAAUGAAUAGGCAGAGUUGAACUCAAGGAUAUCGAUCUAUGGAGAUGCUCAGUCAUGUUUGUUCCAAAGGUGCUUUUUCAAAAGGCAACUGGACUUAAUGUUUUUCUUGAUGUUUUGUUGAAGACUAAAGAAAUUUCUUGGAUGAGAAGCAAAACUUCAAGAAAAAACAAAGUCCACUUGCCUUUUGAAAAGGCAAACCCAAUAUCUUUGGGUCAAAGAUAUUGGCAACAGCUGUGCCCCUGCCUACCUACUCUGUAUUCCCAAGCUGUUCCUUUAUAUUUUCUAGCUAUUCUCAAUUUAAUGUCUUUUGCUUUUGCCCAUUGGCUCUUCUCUCCCACUUUCAACAAUACAUACUUUGGCCUAGGUGAAACAUAACCAAAAAUGAAUUUUCUAUGCAUGGAAUUGUUCAUGUAUAGAACGAUUUAGAAGUUUCAAUAGACAUGAAUUAAUGCACGAUUAUAGUGCAAUCUUAUAAUGUAUUCUCAAAUAUAACUUCUUUUGAAUUCAGAAGAUUUUAUUCAAAUACAGUUGGGAAGCAGUUUUUUAUGUGUUACUUUGCCUUACAGCAUUUAGAAUCAGCCAUUUUAAUAUAGAAUGUCAAUUUUCAACUAUUAAGUUAUAUUUGAGAUCAUGUUUAAUGGGCUUGACUGGUUUAUUGGGUCUCAAACAAAUAGGCAUGACAAUCUGGCUAAAACCUUUUUUGCAUUGUUUUUAAUAAUACUUUAGUUGCUUUGCACUUCUUGCCACUUCAGCACCUCACACACAUGUAUUAUUUUGAUAAUGAUCAUUAGUUAGCAUUGCAUUAUUAGUAUUUUAUAUUAGACAUUUCUAAAUAUUUCUAAAAUUAGAAAUAUUUAAACUGCAAACCUCAAAAUACCACAUUUAAUGUCUCAACUCAACUCAACACCAGACUUAUGGUUAUGGGGGAUUUCAACCUGCCGACCGUCGGUGAAAUGUCUGAGGCGGCUCGGGAGUUCAUGGCUUCCAUGAUGGCCAUGGACCUGACCCAGUUAGUUCAUGGCCCUACACACAUAGAGGGACACACUCUGGACUUGAUUUUCAUCUCUGGCCAGUGGCUGAAUGGUUUAGAUAUGGGGGAUGUAGUGAUUAAACCCUUGUCAUGGUCUGACCAUUCUCUCCUUCAACUUGACCUUCAAACCGCUACACCCCACUGCAGGGAGGCAGAACCGACGAGGUGGUUCUGCCCCAGGCGCCUGAUGGAUCCUGGUAGGUUCCAGACGGAGCUUGGGCCAUUCCCUGAGGCUCUGGCUCACGACCCGUCUGAAGACCUGGUGGCCGCCUGGGAUAGAGUGGCCGCUGGAGCUUUGGACCAUGUCGUGCCUUUGCAGCCUCUGACCUGCCGCCGAUCUCACUUAGCUCCCUGGUUCUCUGAGGAGCUGAGGGAGAUGAAGAGCCGGAAAAGACGCCUAGAGAGCAGUUGGAGGGCUAGCCUUUCCUAAUCCGACCGAACACUGGUAAGGUCUCAUAUUAAGACCUACCUAGUGGCGAUAAAAACGGCAAAGUAUCUGCCUGACAAAGUCGUUCAAAUUCGGGAAGGCGUGGACUCUGGGUAGAUAAAGGCGGGGUGAUGGAGACAGGUCUUGAGAGUGUUAUCUGGGAGGAGUUUGACCUAGUGCCCCUGAAGACAUGGACAGGAUUCUGGGUAAACUUAGCGCGGCCACAUGUUUAUUGGACCUGUGUCCCUCCUGGCUGGUGCUGGCUUCCCGGGAGGUUACACGAGGCUGGCUCCAAGGGGUUGUUAACGCUUCUUUGAGAGAGGGCUACUUUCCCACUUCCUUGAAAGAGGCGGUGGUGAGGCCUCUCCUCAAGAAGCCCUCCUUGGACCUGGCUGUUUUAGCAAAUUAUCAUCCAGUCUCCAACCUUCACUUUGUGGCGAAGGUUGUUGAGAGUGUGGUGGUGCGAAUUCCCCCAGUACCUGGAUGAAGCAGUCUAUCUCGAUCCGUUCCAGUCGGGCUCAGGCCUAGGCACAGCACGGAAACGGCAUUGGUCGCAUUGGUUGAUGAUCUCUGGAGGGCUUGGGACAAGGGCUGUUCCUCUGUCCUGGUCCUGUUAGAUCUCUCAGCGGCUUUUGAUACCAUCGACCAUGGUAUCAUGCUGCACCGGUUGGAGGGGUUAGGUGUGGGGGUCACUGUGUUGUGGUGGUUCUCCUUCCUCUCUGACCGGUCGCAGUUUGUGUUGAUGGGGAGCCAGAGGUCGACCCCGAGGUUCCAUGUAUGUGGGGUGCCGCAGGGGUUGGUUCUCUCGCCCCUUCUGUUCAACAUUUAUGUGAAGCUGCUGGGUAAGAUCAUCCGUGGUUUCGGGGUGAAGUACCAUCAGUAUGCUGAUGACACUCAGCUGUACAUCUCUACCCUGGACCACCCCAAUGAUGCUCUUGAUGUGAUGUCCUGGUGGCCGUACGGAUCUGGAUGGGGAGAAACAGGCUCAACCCAUCCAAGACCAAGUGGCUGUGGCUUCCGGCAUCCCAAUAUAGUCAGUUGGUGCCAUCUCUGACUAUUGGGGGCGAGUCGCUGGCCCCCACAGAGAGGGCUCGCAACUUGGGUGUCCUCCUGGAUGCACGGCUGUCUUUAGAAGAACAUGUGAUGGCCGUGGCCAGGGGGGCUUUUUAUCAGGUUCGCCUGAUUCGCCAGUUGCAUCCCUUUCUGGAUCGGGACUCCUUACGCACGGUCACUCAUGCCCUCGUCAUUUCCCGCCUGGACUACUGCAAUGCUUUCUACAUGGGGCUCCCCUUGAGGAGCACCCGGAGGCUCCAGCUGGUCCAGAAUGUGGCCGCGCAAGUGAUUAUGGGAGCUCCCAUGUCAUGGCGCUCCCAUGUAAAACCUCCCCUGCGUGAACUGCAUUGGCUUCCGGUGAUCCUCCGGGUGCGAUUCAAGGUGUUGGUGACCACCUUUAGAGCGCUCCAUGGCUUAGGGCCAGGAUAUUUACAGGACCGCCUUCUGCCACCGAGAGCCUCCCACCGGCCAGUACGCUCCCACAGAGAGGGGCUCCUCCGGGUGCUGUCAGCCAAGCAAUGCCGACUGGCGGCCCCCAGGGGGAGAGCUUUCUCUGUGGGAGCACCUGCCCUCUGGAACACACUCCCCCCGGAGAUACGGAUGAUUCCAGACUUACGUACUUUCCGUCGGGCCCUCAAAACCUUUUUAUUUCAUCAAGUCAGUCUGGCCUAAUCUCUCCAAUUGUGUAUUUUAAUUUGGAUUUUUAAUGGGGGAUUUUAACUGUCGGGCCAAAUUGUUUAAUUCAUUUUUAAAUUGUUUUUAUAUUUUGUAUUUGAUGUUUUUUACUUCUGGCUGUUCACCGCCCUGAGUCCUUCAGGAGAAGGACGGUAUAUAAAUUUAAAUAUUAAAUUAAAUUAAAUUAAAUUAAAUUUACUUCCUUGACAGAGCAAAACUUAGAAUUGCAUCAAAAUUAAAUUAUGUAGAUCACAUGCCUGAACUUGUUUUGUGUAAUGCAGUUAAGUAUUUAGAUGCUAAGUGAAGAGAAAGGUUUGAUUUGAAGAAAAAGCACAUAUUCCUACAAGUGCUUUACUUUCAGCCCUGACCUCAGGGCUGAGAGCUAAAAAACAAAAAGCAGUAAAUUGACUUUAAAAGUUAUUUUAGGAAUUAGGGUUUAUCCACUCCUGUUUCUUUAUUUUUAUUUCUUUUUUGGAUCCUAUCUGGAUCUCUAAUCCUCCGUAAAUUCAGUUACAAAAGCAUAAAAUAUAUACAAAAGCAUAAAAUACAAAAGUAAUAAGUAAUAUUUAUCUCAUUCUUCCAUCAUAUAAAAGCAAACAGAAAUUGAGAUAUCCCCAACAUUUUUUAUUCUAUUUUACUAGGAAAAAUGUUUUAUUUUCCACACUUGGCUGUGACACCAUGAAUAUAAUAGGGCUUACUUCCAAGUAACUAUUCAUAAUCUUGGUUUGCACAACUGAAUCACAUACAUGCUUACCUGCAAAUAAGUACUGCUCAGAUUUUGCACAAGUGCAGCACCUCCAUUUAUUCACUAAAUAGGCAAAUCUUUUUUCAGGUUUUCCAAGUGAAUCUGAAAAGAGAUGUACUUCUUUAAGAAAUCUGAGUUUCAAUGCAAUACCACCUUUUUUUCAGGGCCAGGCUGAUCUAAUGAAUAGCAGAAAUCUACUGUAAUUUCUCAAGAUCAGAAAUACUUGAUUUUUGAGGUGUGCUCAACCACCUUUAUGUUUUUCUAUAACAAGAAAUAAGUGUUUAAUUUUUUGUUGAUAUUUCAUUUCCCCCUGGACUGUCACUAAUGAGAGCAAAAUAUUACCAGUUAAUUCUCUGCUGCAUCUUAGUUGAGUAAACUGGCAAGUUAUAUUUUAUAUCUAUAUCUAUAUAUAUGUAUACAUAUGUAAAUAUGUAGACUUCUUAACAUGUUUAAUUUUUUUUCUAAAAACUGUGAUGUAAAUAGUGUUUUCUUUAAAAUACAUAUUUUGUAUUAUAUCAAAUGGAAAGAAAUUAACAUUUUGAUCAUUUUGUUCUGUAUAUUCCAUGUAUUAAUAAAUGUAAAUAUUAUUGCAUAGGUUUAACAUUUUGCAUGUAUGUAUACAGUGCAAGUCUGGAGGAAUGUAUAGAAAUGUUUUAUUUAAAAUUGUAAUUAUUGCUGCAUGAUAAAUGCAUGGGGGACCCUGUGCAUCUCUGCAAUGGCAAAAAUUGUUAAAACCAGAUUAUCCAACAUCACUGUAUUCUGUUUCUGAACAUGACUUCUGCUAUGGUAUUUCAGCUUUGUAAAAGAAUGUGCUUCAAAGGAAAGAGCCUGGGGAAAAAGAACUACCUUCUUUAAAACAAAAAUAUCCUCUCUUGCCCCCAAUCACAAAUAUUGUUUAUGUUUUUAAUUCCAUUUAAAGCCACUGAAAUUCUAUUGCAGUAUUUUCAGAUAAUGUAACCUUGUUUUGCAUUGACAUAGAUACAAAUUAUGGAAUUUAUACAGCCUUUUUUGUUGUGAAGUUUUCACUGAUUAAAAAAAAUAAAAAUUCUCAUUUUAUUAAGACAUGACUUAUUCAUGUAAUGUCGCAAAACUGUACAUAUGGCAGUGUGAAAUUUUUUAAAUUCUCAGUGUUUACUUCCUGCAGAAAAUUUGAAUAAAUGAAAAAAUGCAUUGAA
This is a messenger RNA of Pantherophis guttatus, 11621 nucleotides long. It is a transcript of the gene NRIP1, whose product is annotated as nuclear receptor interacting protein 1. Gene Ontology annotation, biological process: circadian regulation of gene expression; cellular response to estradiol stimulus; positive regulation of transcription by RNA polymerase II. NCBI's taxonomy places the organism in Eukaryota, Metazoa, Chordata, Lepidosauria, Squamata, Colubridae. Gene Ontology annotation, molecular function: signaling receptor binding; nuclear glucocorticoid receptor binding; transcription corepressor activity. The record is from RefSeq and is a predicted model, not a curated record. Gene Ontology annotation, cellular component: nucleus.